Rosa rugosa (rugosa rose) is the source of this 2374-nucleotide messenger RNA. RefSeq lists its product as uncharacterized. The record is from RefSeq and is a predicted model, not a curated record. The transcript has 7 exons. NCBI's taxonomy places the organism in Eukaryota, Viridiplantae, Streptophyta, Magnoliopsida, Rosales, Rosaceae. Bases 1617 to 2198 code for a protein of 193 amino acids.
AAGGGAAAACCCCUUUAGAGACAAAAGUAUAGGCGACAUAAGUCAUUUGCGUCACUAAUAACUAUAAUGGGUGGCACAAUUUUUUAGUUUGUCACCAAUAAGUUGUCAUCUUAAAUUAAAUUUAUAUUAAUGUUUGCUUGACAAAAUAAUAAAGAAAGGAGACAAAAUCUUUUUGUCUCAACUUUUUAUUAGUGACAAAAUAUAAUUUUGCCUCCUAUUGUUUUUAUAAUUUAGGCAGUUGGCCUUUAUUCCACCAGCGGGAAAUCAAAAAUUUAAUUGAGAGGAAAAAACAUUGAGACUUCAAAUCUCCAAAACGGUGUAGUAUUAUGUAAAAGAGGAUGAGGUAUAAAUACCUUUUUUUUUUUUUUCUUUUUUUUCCUUCUUUCAUCCUAUCCACCGCGAAAUCUAUUUUCCCAAGCGUUCACAACUUCGAACCUCAAACUGCCAGCAACAUGAACUCCACCUUCGAUCGACAACUACUUCAUCUCCUCAAACCUCAAACUACUACAUCAUCUUCUCUCUAAUCUCUUCUUUUCACUUCUCAACCCCAGCAGCCCAAUCUCAAAAUCAUCCUAAAUCACCAGCACCAAACCCCUUCAUCUUGGGUUUUUUAUCGAUCAGGAAAAAGGGAAGCAGAAUCGCAUCAGAGAGCAUCAUCCGGAUUGAAUACUAGUGAUUGUUGAAAGUGCUAAAAAGAGUGAUGCAACUGAUCGAUAUUGAGAAGAACAAGUUUUGUUGAGCUCACUUCAAUCCAAAAAUUGCUUUAGUAUUACACAAAAGGUGUCCAGGUAUGCUCUAAAGUUCCACGUAGUCUAUUAAUAUCUUCCUCUCUCCUUUUUAUUUUAUUUUAUUUUAUUUUUUAUGGUUUAUGCGAGCUAAGACCAGUCUUGAAACAUGAUGGUAGUGGACAUGUAUAUAAUAGAAAAAUAAGGAAAGACAUUAUAUGAUUUUGGAUAUGUAAAGUGUUUAUUAAAUUGCAUAUUUGUUGGUUGAAUAAGGAUUAUUUUGCUAAUAUGGAUCAAGAGGCAAGCACAAACACGUCACUGCUAAUGCUAGCUAAGUGUAUUAAAUUCCUUAGAUUCAAAUGUAUUAUUAAAUUCAUAUUUGAAAGUGUUUAGAUGAAUUUUGUACGAAAGCCAAGUAGGUGAAAUAAUUCAAUUUAGGAAGCUAGGCUAAGCUAAUCAUAUAAGGAUGUAGGACAGUUGCAGAAAGUGAUUACUUAGAUGAAUAGAUAGACAGAUAAGCUUAUAUCUGUGAUUUGGUUUCCAAAUCUACGAUCAAUCUGUCUUCAAGUUGUUCUGUAGACUAUAAGGGAAAAAGGAACAAAACACAAACAGCUACCUAUGAUCUAGCAAAUUUAAUUGACCAAUAACGCUAGACACAAAUGCAUCACUUAUGAAGGAAUAAUUCUUGGUUGUCAUUUAUUUUAUAUCAUUUUUGAAACAAGUAACAAAUGCGUCACUGCUAAUGUUUAUUAAAUUCAUAUUUGUGUGAUUUGGUUUGUCUGUAGCAAGUAGUUGCGCAAAAUUCAAAAGCAUGAACACUGCUAAUGCUAGCUAAGUGUUAAAUCUGAUCAGUAGUCUUCAUCAUGGUGCUACAAUUGUAGUGAUGAUGUGAUGAUCAUUUUUGAGGUUUGGCUGAUCUCCAGACUUCAACCCAGAACUUGCUCUAGUAUCAUUAAAAAGAAAGGUAAAAAUGUGUCUUUUGUUGAGAAUUGGAGCGCUAUGCAUCAACAUCGUGACGGUCAAUGGAUCAACGAAGCAGCUGAACAAACUGGGAAGAAAAUGUUAGGAGAAUUGAAUCAAACAAAGGAGAAGUUAGCUGAAGUGCUUGGGGCUGCCUCACUUGAUGAAAUAGAAGUUCCCGUCUCUAUGCAGUUGGAUAUCUUGGCAAAUGGCGUUGGGGUUGCAAAGGGUAGAGGCAUUCGCGGUCUGGGCUAUGGUCCACGGAAGGAACCCGUCCAUUAUUCUGAGAGUGAUAAAUCUACAAAUACUUCAGUGACAGAACAAAAGGUGAUUGAGCUGACAGCCACGGUGGAAAAGCUUUUGAGGCAUAUCAGUCACAUAGAAGAGCAACUUGCUACUGUUGAAGGGUAUAAUGUUCAUUAUUCCAGUGAUGAUGAUGAUGAUUAUGAUAAUGGGGAUGAUGAUGAUGAUGAUGUGAAUAUCUAUGGGGAUGAAGAUGAGGGUGCAGACUAGCUAUUAGGACCUUAAUGUUGUUUUCCGAUGGAACUUUAGUUUUAUAUUAUUAAACUAGAAAACUUGUUUUUGCUACCUAUUGUCUAUGUAGAAGUGUAGAAACGCAAAACUUCACUUUCUCUGUUAUACUAUCUUUUCAUUUAUUCAAUGCAAUUAAAUACUUUUUUAUUUAGUUU